CAAAUUAAAUCGAUUGGCGUUCACUUCAUAUUCGCAAUGAUUGUGAUACUGCUUUUGCUUGCGUCAGCCGCGCUGCUGUACAUCUACCUGAAGAGGACCUUCAGUUUCUGGGAGCGGAAGGGUUUCCCCUAUAUUGAGGGAAAGAUACCCUUUGGCGCCAUGGAUUCGGUGCGUCAGAAAAAACGAUCCUUCGGCUUGGCCAUCUAUGACAUGUAUCUGGCCAGCACUAAACCCUUCGUGGGCAUCUAUCUCACCUUAAGGCCAGCGCUGCUGGUGCGCGAUGCACAAAUGGCCCAUGAUAUCCUGACCACGGAUUUUGGCCAUUUUCACGAUCGUGGAGUUUACGUGGAUGAGAAACACGAUCCCUUAUCUGCGGAUCUGUUCUCCAUGGAAGGCAGCAGCUGGAGGACUAUGCGCACAAAGCUCUCGCCUUCGUUUACAUCGGGCAAGCUGAAGGGCAUGUUUGGUACUGCGGAGGACGUCGCGGACAAGAUGAUGGGCCAUUUGAAUGGCCAAAUGCAGCGGUCAGGCACUGUAGAAGUCGAUAUGAAGAAUUUGAUGUCAUCCUAUGCUAUUGAUAUUAUUGCCUCGACGAUAUUUGGCCUAGAUGUGGACAGUUUUUCGAAUCCUGACAAUGAAAUGCGUCGUAUAAGUGGGGAGGUUAUGAAACCGACUGCAAAGAAUCUUUUGCGUGGAACAACAUCCUUUUUAUAUCCCAAGGUUGAGAAGAUUUUCAAUCGCCUGGGCUGGCAUAUUGAUGGCCGGAGAGGUAUGCGAGAUCUGGUGUAUCACACAAUUUCACUUAGAGAGAAGAACAACAUUGAGCGUCGUGACCUAAUGCAACUAUUGCUGCAGCUCCGCAACACCGGACAAAUCAGCAACGAUGAUGCCGUCUGGUCGAGUCAAGCAGCAGCACAUGGCAUCAAGUCCCUGUCAAAGGAUAACAUUGCUGCACAGAUGUUUCUAUUCUUUAUUGCCGGCUAUGAAACGACUGCAUCAACGGCCGCAUUCACUCUAUACGAGUUGUCACAGAACCCGGAUGUGCUGGCCAAACUGAUGGAUGAUAUCAAUCAGACACUUGCUAAGCACAAUGGAGAGCUUAACUAUGAAAGCAUACAGGACAUGAAGUAUCUGGAAUUGUGCGUUAUGGAAACCACUCGCAAAUACCCAGGUCUACCGUUGCUGAACCGCAUGUGCAACAAGGACUAUCCGUUGCCAAACAGCAAGUUAGUGCUUGAAAAGGGCACAGAAAUAAUUAUAUCGUUACUUGGCCUUCAUCGUGAUCCCGAAUAUUUUCCGGAUCCACUCAAAUAUCAGCCGGAACGCUUCACGGAGGAGCACAAAAACUAUACCCCUGCGGCCUAUAUGCCUUUCGGGGUUGGGCCGCGUCAGUGCAUUGCGGCCAGAAUGGGCAAGAUUAAUGUGAAGAUUGCAUUGACCAAAAUACUGACCAAUUAUACGAUUGAGACGCGAAGUGAGGUGACCGAGAUUGAGUUUACCGUUAACGGAGUAGGUCUGCUUGCAAAGGGCGGUGUUCCCGUUAAGCUAUCUAAGAAGUUGAAGCUCACCAACGUACAAUGAACAUCCCUAUAGAACUGUGGCCAAUCGAAUCUAUAAGCUCUCGAUCCAGAGCGUCAAUUCACCAGUUCAGAUGGUUAUAUGUUUUCUCUAGCUUGGCAGACGAAAGGAGCAUAGCAACUGUUGUACAUGGGUUAUCUACCCAUUAGAUAUAAUCAUAUUGAUAAUAUAAUAAUGAACUAAUUUGUCAUAAACAAAAAUACUGAAGCUAA
Molecule: messenger RNA, 1790 nt
Organism: Drosophila grimshawi
Lineage: Eukaryota; Metazoa; Arthropoda; Insecta; Diptera; Drosophilidae
Product: probable cytochrome P450 6d5
Exons: 5
Coding region: 37-1581 (514 amino acids)
Molecular function (GO): monooxygenase activity; oxidoreductase activity, acting on paired donors, with incorporation or reduction of molecular oxygen; iron ion binding
Source: RefSeq, a predicted model, not a curated record